This is a messenger RNA of Iphiclides podalirius (scarce swallowtail), 573 nucleotides long. The record is from the annotation of a GenBank genome assembly. Lineage: Eukaryota; Metazoa; Arthropoda; Insecta; Lepidoptera; Papilionidae.
AUGCGCGUGGCGGCGGGGGGAGGACAUCAAAGGCGCCGCUCCGGCCGGCGCUUGUGUCGGCUCCCGAAGAGGCGAACGCCGCCCAAUAGGCGGGGCCUACCAGACUCGGCCUUCGGGAUCGAUCGGCAACAGUCGCGAAUCGACUUAAGCACCCCGCCGCCGAAUGUGCCGAAGUCCCAAAUAGCGAGAGCUUUACGCCCGCUUAGGACUUUGUCUGAGUGGCGCGCAAAGUAUUGCUUCGGUUCGGAACUGAGCUUGGUUAAUUCGAUGCAAAUUUUUGGUGACAGAGCGUCCCCCUGUGAAGCUAUUAGGCUAAGUAAAGUUUCAUCGGGCACUGAGCUAGUGAAAAGGGUAGCUCUCUACGAGUUUGAUCGACUCUACAUAACCGAAGUCACGCAGGUGUACGCGAGCAUUAACAAAAUCAUGGAUCGUCGGCUACGGGCCAUCCAGGUGAGCGCGGACAAACGACACGCGUCGGCGCCCUUUGUGCCGAGAUCAAAGGCGCCGACGCAAACACUGGCGAAACGCUAUGACACUGUCCGAUCCUGGAGCGGCGCGUGCGAAACUAUCCUU